AUGCUGCACCUUAGAAUGAAAAUGCUGACACUGAUGUGGAUUAUAGCAAUGCUUUAUAAUAAAACUGUAGACACCACACAAACAAAAGGUGUAAAUCAGCCGAACUCAGUGAUUGCUGCUGCUGUUGGUGAUAACGUGACUCUGCACUGCUUUGAACUAGGAGAUCACAAAUCCGAUGGCAUUGUUUGGUACAAGCAAAAAGUAGGACACCAGCCUCGUGUAAUGGUUACAGUUUUAGGUGAACCCAAAUAUGAAGAUAAGUUUAAGCCACCAAAAUUCAGCAUCAAAAAGGAAAAGAAAAACUGCCAUUUAAAAAUCUCUAAUGUGCAGCCAUCAGAUGAAGCCAUGUAUUACUGUGGAUUUAGAGAGUUUCUAACACACUUUGGAGAUGGGACAUUUUUAGCAGUGACAGGGGAUGAAGAUGUUAAAGUCUCUGUGUACCAGAACAGUGGGUUGGACUCGGUUCCUGCAGGAGCGUCAGUGACUCUGCAGUGCUCGGUUCUCUCUGAGAGCAGAGCAGCAGAACUCCAAGUGCUCUGGUUCAGAGCUGCUCCACCACAAUCCCAUCCUCAAAUCAUUUACACCCAUCACAACAGCAGCCAUCAGUGUGAGAGCCGCUCUUCUACAAACACCUGUGUGUACAACUUCUCCAAGAACAUCCUUAGCCUCAGUGAUACUGGGACUUACUACUGCGCUGUGGCUGUGUGUGGGAAGAUCAUUUUUGGCAACGGGACACAAGUACAAAUGAACAGAUCUGUGGCUCCUGUAGUGAUUUGCCUCACUGUAGCUUUGGGAAUGUGUGUCAUCAUGAUCUUUGCAUUGAUAUUUGUCAUAAGGUAUAAAGACAGAAACAUGGUGAGACUCAAACAAGGUUCUGUGAUUGCCAAGACCUUUAAUCAGGAUGCUGAGAACACAGAGCUGAACUACGCUGCGUUACAUUUCAGUGACAGGAGAACCAAACGAGAAAGAUUGAAGAAACAACAACCUCAAGAUGUUAUAUAUUCUGAUGUGCGACAUCCUUCUGUAUCUUAG
Clarias gariepinus (North African catfish) is the source of this 1032-nucleotide messenger RNA. RefSeq lists its product as uncharacterized. The transcript has 6 exons. Gene Ontology annotation, biological process: response to bacterium. Lineage: Eukaryota; Metazoa; Chordata; Actinopteri; Siluriformes; Clariidae. The coding region runs from base 1 to 1032 and encodes 343 amino acids. The record is from RefSeq and is a predicted model, not a curated record.